AUGAAGGCUUCUCUUACAGGCGCUGCGUUGCUGAGUCUAGGCUCAGCUGCGCAAGCACAAUCUAUUGUCUCCAACUGUCCAGCAACGAACGUGUGUUACAAGUUGAAUGUACCAGAUACCACAGCUAGUUCAGGAAGUGGCGACAUCUACUUUCAAAUCUCAGCACCAACAACGUACUCAUGGGUCGCCCUCGGUCAAGGAUCCGGGAUGCGCGGAUCCAACAUGUUCGUGAUGUACACAUCGUCCAACGGACAGAACGUCACGGUCUCUCCGCGAUUGGGAACUGGAUACAACAUGCCACGAUACAAUUCUGCGGCCCAGCUUGAAGUGCUUGAGGGAUCGGGAGUGAGCAAUGGGAUGAUGACAGCCAACGUGAAAUGUAGCAACUGCAACAGCUGGGGCGAGUCUGGGAAAAUGGACUUCUCGUCUACUGCUGCAAGCAACUGGAUUUACGGCUAUCUCUCCGGAGAACCGCUCAACAGCGACGACGUGGAAGAGACGGCAGCCACAACCCCAGCAUCGGCUGGUACAUCCAUGGGUACCGGAUCCUCCAGUGGUGGCGGAUCCUCCGUUUCUAGCAAGCUCAUCAUCGCCCAUGGUGUCAUCGCAUCAGUCGCAUUCAUCGCAGUCUUCCCUAUCGGCGGCAUCAUCAUUCGCCUUGCAUCCUUCACGGGCCUCCCGUGGGUGCACGCAGCGAUCCAGAUUCUCGGAUACUUGAUCUUCACGGUUGCAUUCGGGAUGGGAAUUUGGAUCGCUAGGAAUCUGGACCUCCUUUCGAACCACCACCCAAUCAUUGGAAUUGUUCUCUUCGUACUGCUCUUCGCACAGCCCUUUGGUGGUAUUCUGCACCACCGCAUGUACAAGAAGACAGGUCGUCGCAGCAUUGUCUCUCACUUGCACGUCAACCUCGGUCGCGUCGCUAUUAUUUUGGGCAUAAUCAACGGCGGCUUGGGCUUGAGGCUUGCGAGUGUGUCGAAGAAAUACGUCAUUGCCUACAGUGUAUGCGCGGGCGUCAUGGGAGCUGCUUACAUUGCAGCGAUGAUUGUUGGCGAGGUGAAGAAGGCAAGAAAGGGGCCAUCGGAGCUGUCGAAAUUUGAGAAGCAUGAGGUUAGUAGCGAGGAGGGUAUUUCCAAGGUGGGCACCAGCAGUCAUCGCUAG
Molecule: messenger RNA, 1158 nt
Organism: Ramularia collo-cygni
Lineage: Eukaryota; Fungi; Ascomycota; Dothideomycetes; Mycosphaerellales; Mycosphaerellaceae
Product: related to cellobiose dehydrogenase
Exons: 3
Coding region: 1-1158 (385 amino acids)
Source: RefSeq, a predicted model, not a curated record